GCUGGGCUCGGCUUGGCGCGGCGCUGCAGGCUCCGUCCCGGCUGCGUGCGCCAGUGCCUCCCCCAGCGCCGCCGCCGCUCCCCGCUUCGCCGCUGGCGCCGGGCUGCGAGGGGCAGAGGCAGAGGCAUGCCCAGGCGGAGCAUCGCGGAGGUGAAGGUGCUGGACGUGCAGAAGCGGCGCAUUCCCAACAAGCACUAUGUGUACAUUAUCAAAGUCACCUGGUCCAAUGGGUCCACAGAAGUCAUAUACCGACGGUACAGCAAGUUCUUUGACCUGCAGAUGCAAAUGCUGGACAAGUUUCCAAUGGAAGGAGGGCAGAAGGACCCCAAGCAAAGGAUCAUCCCCUUUCUGCCAGGGAAGAUCCUCUUCCGCCGGAGUCACAUCCGUGAUGUUGCAGUCAAGCGCCUGAUACCUAUUGAUGAAUACUGCAAGGCUCUGAUCCAGCUGCCUCCCUACAUCUCCCAGUGUGAGGAAGUUCUCCAGUUCUUUGAGACACGACCUGACGACUUGACGCCCCCCAAAGAGGAGCCCAUUGGAAAGAAGAGGUCUGGGUUUAUCCAGAGAACGGCCUCUUUCCUGCAGAGAGGAGCUGACUCUGCGUCGGUCGACCCCUUGGUGCUGGAGCAGUAUGUCGUGGUGGCGGACUACCAGAAGCAGGAGAGCUCCGAGAUCAGCUUGUGCGUGGGCCAGUUGGUGGAUAUCAUUGAGAAGAACGAAUCAGGCUGGUGGUUUGUGAGCACAUCAGAGGAGCAAGGCUGGGUGCCAGCGACCUGCCUGGAGGCUCAGGAUGGCGUCCAGGAUGAGUUCUCAAUGCAGCCCGAUGAAGAGGAGAAGUACACUGUUAUUUACCCAUAUACUGCACGAGACCAGGAUGAAAUGAACCUGGACAAAGGGGCUGUGGUGGAGGUGAUCCAGAAGAACCUGGAGGGCUGGUGGAAAAUCAGGUACCAGGGCCAAGAAGGCUGGGCCCCUGCCUCCUACCUCAAAAAGGGGAAUGGAGAGAUGUUCUCACAGAAGCUGGGGUCAGGCUCCUCCGCUCAUUCAUGUGCCUUGGAUCUGGAUGGCAUCUCCCGGCAGCAGGUCCUGGCAAGCCGAGAGAAGGAUGGACUCACUGGCCAAAGGGAUGGGAGAUUUGACAGUCGUCCCCUGCCCAAUGCUGAUAUCCGACGCAAGUCACCAAAGAUGAGGCAGAGACCCCCACCUCGCCGAGAUCUCACCAUACCACGUGGUUUGAACCUGCCUAAACCUCCUGUCCCUCCUCAAGUGGAAGAGGAAUAUUACACCAUUGCUGACUUCCAGACCACCAUCCCUGACGGCAUCAGCUUCCAGGCAGGAAUGAAAGUAGAGGUUAUUGAGAAGAACCUGAGUGGCUGGUGGUACAUUCAGAUCGAGGAGAAGGAGGGCUGGGCCCCCGCCACCUUCAUCGAUAAGUACAAGAAAACCAGCACCGCAUCCAGGCCGAAUUUCCUGGCUCCACUACCAAACGAAAUGGCUCAGCUCCGGCUCAGCGACGCCACAGCUGAUGGCAGUGCCAACGAGGAAGCAACAGGACCGUGCCGUCCUUUGCCGGAGGCUCCUCCAAACGGCACAGACUGUGGUGGGAAGUGGGCCAAGGACUGGAAGGGGAAGGAGGCUCCUGAGAGCAGGGACCUAGCCUUCACCGGUGGCUAUGAGGAGAUCUCGGACCGUGACACAGAGGAGAAGCCCAGCCUGCCACCCAGGAAGGAAUCCAUCAUUAAAUCGGAAGGCGAGUUACUGGAGAGGCAGAGGCCUCCCCCCAAGCCCCCAGGGAUGAUUUUGCCCAUGAUCCCACCUAAGCAGUCAGCAGCCCCAAAGGACAGCAAGAAGCCAGAGCUCAAACCAGAGAAGGGCAAACUCUUCCAGCUGAAAAACGAAAUGGGACUGGAAUGUGGACAUAAGGUGUCGGCCAAGGAGGUGAAGAAGCCAAACCUCCGACCCAUUGUCAAGCCAACUAAGCCAAAAGCUGAGCCCAUGGAGGACAAGCCUGAGCCCAUUGCCCAGAAUCUGUUCUUGAAGUCAAGACCUCAAAUCAGGCCAAAACCUGCUGCAGCCCCCCGCACUGACCCACCUCCAGCUGACGAUAAACUGGACAUUUGCAGCCUGCGGAGCAAGCUGAGACCUGCAAAGUGCCCAGAGAAGCCCUCCGAGCAGGACACUGCUUCUGGCGAAAGCUCCAUCGGUAACGCCGUGGUCUCUUCGGAGGCUUCUGGAAGGUUUCAGGAGCGACCGAGCAUGGAAAGCAAACCCCUGCCCAAGCUGGAUGGUCACGCCACAAAAGAGGCACUGCCCAAAUCUCCCCCAGGCCCAGCAAACACGCCGGGUGGCAGGGAGCCCCCGCCGCAGCGCCCCGUCGUGCCACCUCGCAGACCACCACCCCCCAAGAAAACAGGGGGUCCUGCCUCUGUCCCAGCGGCGGAGCUGAGGGCCCCGGCACGGGAAGCACCUGAAAUCAGGUCAUCCCCAGUGCCGGGGAGGCCCAUGCUGGUUCCCCCAAAAGCCAAGCCCUUCCUCCCUGCCUCCAUCCAAGACGAAGCCAAAGUGAAGAGCAGCGUAAGCCCAAAGGCCAUAUCCAAGGCAGCGGAGAGAGGGGAAGCCAAGGAGAGGACCUCAGCCCCCAUCUCCAGUCCGGACAUCACCAGGGAAGCUCUCUAUGUGGCAGUGGCAGAUUUUGAAGGCGAUGAGGAGACCAACAGUUUUAAAGAAGGAACUUUGUUUGAAGUUCGUGAGAAGAACAGCAGUGGCUGGUGGUUUUGCAAGGUCCUGACUGGGGGGCCAUGCUGGGAGGGCUGGAUCCCUUCCAAUUACCUACGAAAGAAGCCAUAGCCGCUCCUCUGCUUGCACAGCCAGAGGUUCCCUGGUCUCUCACCUGAGUAUUUAAUUAGCAGAUUAAUUUAUAGUUUUCUGUGAGGCUGGCUUUAAAAAAAAAAAAAAGGAAAAAAGAAAAAAAAAAAAGAAAAGAUAGUAAUUGAGAUCCCAUGCAUCCCAGCUGGUGCCCAUUGGCAGCAGUGUGGGGGAAGCGGCUCAGCCUCCCCUCCCCACCCAUGUGCUCCCACCCACCCGCCUCCCCAGGUCCCCGUCCCCCACCCCGAGCACUUUGCUCCUGUGGCCGUACGGGCAGCCCAGCCAUGCAGCCAGAGCUGCUCUGGCCAAGCUUUGUGGCACAGGACAGCUACCGUGGUUCUCCGUGCUGGGGAGAUGGACCUUGAUAGCCAUUAUUGCCACCUGUAUGGAGGAUUAAAAAGAAAUACCGCAGUAGCCAGGGAAGUGACGAGUGGCAUGGUACUAAUGAAGGAAAUCUGGCUGCAGGAAAGGAUUUGCCUUUGCCUGAGGCCCAGGGUCACUGUCAAGUGUUGUAGGUGACAUUGCUGACUCCAGGGGUGUAGCAGAGGCAUAGGGAAUGUGGCCAAAAGAAGGAAUGAUUGCUGAGAGCGGGGUCCCUGUAGCUCUGUGUGCAUGUGCAGGCACAGGCAUUGCGCUCCAGUUAAGGGCGAUCCUUGCUCCCCACCAUGCAUGCCGCGGGACUGCCCCUUGGUCCUUCCCUGUUCUACAAAGACAAGUGUUAACUUCAGAAUCCUCCUGGUAGAAAAAAAAAAAAAUACGGAAAAAGAGAUACAUACACACAUAUAUAUAACAGGUCCUCUCUGUGCUGAUCCAGGAUGCUAUGCAGGCUUCUCCCUCGCAGUAUUGCAACCAAACAAGAGGUGUUUUGCUUCGGUAGCUGAAGAAUACUAUGCAAGGCACAGAGGACCAAAAUGACCCCCAAAGCCCUGGAAAGAAUGCUUUGCUUUCCUUCCCACACAGACUGCCCUGCCUGUUGGACUAAUAGGGGACCACCCGUCCCUGUGACCCACUGAGCUUCCCCAGGCUGGCGGGCAGCAGCCAGGAGGUGGGUCCUUCAGUAGGUGCUGAUAUUAUCAAGUGCAAUCCAGAAUGUGGGAGUUCAGCUCCUCAUCACAACCAGUUGUGAGGCAUGUCUGGUGCUCAGGGGCUCCCUGCCUUCUUCGUCACCCCAUCUGCCUGUCUUCCUGGUACUUUCAUUUCAUCCUGCCUGGUGGGCUGUUUGGGGGCCUUCAGAUCAAGCAGAGCCUGGGGUUUUUCCGUGCUGACAUUCCUGCCUGCCAAACCUAAUCUUGCCUACAGUGUUUCUUAUCCAAGCAGGAGGAUGAAUGUGGAUGAGCUGUCAUUCCCCAGUGCUGCUUUCUUCCCUUCUAUACUUGACUGCUUGCAGAUUCAGGGCCACGUUUCUCUCUCCAGAAGAGUUUAAAUCCAGCACUUCUGUGGGUUUCUUGUUGACCAAGCCCCGUUGCCCUUUCUAGUCUUAAUUGCAAGUGCAAGUGCUGCAGCCACAGCUCCGCAGCCACAUUGUUUUGCUGCUGAAAACUAGUAUAGUUUUCCCUCUAAUUUGGGGCUGGCAGAAUUGAAGGAGUGUUCUCCACUCCCCCCAGAUGCUCGCUUCCCUCUGUGUCCCAUGUCUUCUACUGUGGAAACGUGGAAUUGAAGAUCUCUCUUGUCUGUAAACAGAAUGAAAAUGGUGGUGCUUCAGGCCAGGGUCGUUCUGGGAGGGUGAUGGGGCAGUUUGUCCCAGCCCUGGUUUGAUCUGAUAGAGAAGUCCUGAGCACCCCACUCCAGCCUCAUAUCCAGAAGCCCCAAGGUUCAUUUUUAGCCAUGGGAAUUCAUGCACCCCAGUCUCUGGCUGAUUCCUCACCCUCCCACCUACGGUUUUCUCUGGUGGCACAUCAGCCUCUGAUCAGGCUGACUCACCUGGGCUGGCAAUAAGCAAUACUUCUGCCACACACUCCAGUAACAAAGCUCCUUGUGUGGCACAUUGCAAGGUGUUGAUGUGCUCCCGGGAGAGCUGCAGGGUGGGCUGGGGGAACAAUGCUGCCUUGUCUUUGUGUAUCUCUUGCUCCAGUAAAUCCCUUUUUCUUUGGAAAGGAAUGGGGACAGGAUGAGUUAAGCCAGAGCUGCCCAGCAGCCAAAUCCAACCCUCUCUAUAUCUGGGGAGGGGGCUGGCCCUGUGUCCCCCAUCCACUGGCAGUUUCGCACAGCAGGUGGAAGGGCUGUGUGACCUUUCCCCAUGGCACUGUGUCCUGCUCUCACUUUGCUGAAUGGCCUUUUAAUCUCAGAAGUCUCUCUCCUUUCUCUGUCGCAGAGACCUCGCUGCCCCUGGCUUUCCUCAGAGGGGACAGCGCUAUUUCUGUGGCCUCUGUGCUAAAUGAGGGCUGUUUCUGCUUUCCUCCCAGACUGAACCUCAGAACUGGUAGUGCUUCGUUUUGCUGACACAAGUACUGUAUUUGACUCAUUGAGCGUGUGACAGGAUCACUCCCUUGUUCCCAAAGAGCUUCCAAGAAGGUAGGGUGAGUGCCCAAGUUGGGGGUGGGGUGGUGGUGUCACCCUCAUUAGGAUGCCGACCCCUGCAGCCUUACCCCUUCCUACAACACUUCUGUCUGCAAAGGGACCGCGGGCUGGGCAGUGGCUCCUGUCGGGAAGAUGCUGAGAGCCAUUUGGGCUGGCAGGGCUUUGUCCCCCGCAUCUGACGUGGCCGCCUGGUUCAGCAGCUGCUCAUGCCCUCUGCCAGGCUGCACCUCUUCUCUGUACCUCGCACAUUCAACGCGGCUGAGAUCCCCGACUACCUCGUGAGGUGGAGGAGGGCAGCCGGGAGGCUUGGUACCCUGAGCUUGCCCAGAGGCACAUCACCCCAUCAGCCAGACCAGCCUCCCACCUCGCCCAUCACUAGUGCAGCCCUGAGGCUGGGGCUUGCAGCAAGGGGAGGGGGAGCAUCGCCAUGGCUUGGGGGAGAAGAGCCGGGUGUCGGGGAGGUCCUGCGGCUCGGCACAUCCCUGGCAGGCUGGAGGCACCUACUGUGCCCUGCUCCUUCUCGCAGGCUCUCUAAGCCCAUCUGUUUGUCCGUGUCUCACUAUAUUAUGUAAGUGUGUAUAAAUCUACAUUACUGGGGGGUGGGGGGUGGGAAGGGUGGUCAGCGGAAGAUAGAUGUAGCUGUGUAAAUGCCGUAUCUAUACUUUCACCAUUAGGGGGUGGAUUAUUUUUUUUUUUAAUUAUUAUUAUUUGGUGGGGUUUUGUUUUCUUUUUUUUAAGAAAUAAAAAGAAACUGCUUGACUGGUUUCAAGCACCCUUGUGAA
This is a messenger RNA of Falco peregrinus (peregrine falcon), 6161 nucleotides long. RefSeq names its product SH3 and PX domains 2B (gene SH3PXD2B). The transcript has 14 exons. Gene Ontology annotation, molecular function: phosphatidylinositol binding; protein binding; superoxide-generating NADPH oxidase activator activity. Gene Ontology annotation, cellular component: cytoplasm. The record is from RefSeq and is a predicted model, not a curated record. Bases 127 to 2844 code for a protein of 905 amino acids. NCBI's taxonomy places the organism in Eukaryota, Metazoa, Chordata, Aves, Falconiformes, Falconidae. Gene Ontology annotation, biological process: superoxide anion generation.